UAAGCUCGCCAAUUUGUCUAUGAUAUCUUGAUUCGUCGAGCGAUAUCCGACUCUAAUAGUUGCACCUGCUCUUACGCUCGUAUCCGUAUCUUUCGAAUCGGUAGUGAAUUCCUAUUUAUCAAUCGGUAGUGAGUCGUUAACUCCCCUGAGUCAAUCUCAGUCAGAGCGAUACGAUCGUACGAUGGACAUAUUUUCCGCUUUAAUUUUACUAAUCGGCGUCGUUAUUCUUGUGGCUAUUGUGACAUGGAUGCGUGGGAAAAUAUUCUACUGGCGGCUAAAGGGUGUUCCAGCUGCCGGCGUGGUACCUUUCAUAGGGAGUUACAUGCCGCUAUUCUUGCGCAAGCUCGCGCUCCCUGAUUUUCAAAAGUACAUUUACGCCGUGAAUAUGGAAUCGAAGUACAUAGGGAUGAUGGAUUUUCAUACGCCAUCGAUUCUGGUGAGAGAUCCGGAACUUGUCAAGCAAAUCGGAGUUAAGCACUUCAACGACUUUCCGGACCACAAACCGGUGGUAGAAGAAUCGACCGAUACGUUUUUCGGUAAAAUGAUGUACUUCGUAACCGGUAGACGGUGGAGAGAGAUGAACGCGGUAAUGAGACCCGCCUUCACCUCCAGCAAAAUUAAGUUCAUGUCAGAACUGGUGUCGGAAAUUGCGACGGACUUCGUCGCCUAUCUUUCGCGUCACCCCGAGCAGACCUCAUCCAUAGAAAUGAAGGACGCUUUCACACGUUUCACGGCCGACGCCAUAGCCACAGCAUCUUUCGGACACAGAGUCGAGUGCAUGGAGAACAGAAACAAUGCCUUUCACGCUUGGGGAAAGGAAGCCACCGAUCUGGGAACCGUGUCGGUUCUCUCCAAAAUAAUCAUGUUCCGUGCCUUUCCGCGGCUCACGCGAUGGCUGGGGUUGUCUCUGAUAUCCGAAAAAUCCGCGCAGUUCUUCAAGGACUUGGUCAAGGAGAACCUGGCCAACAGGGAGAAGCACAAUCUAACCAGGCCCGACGUGAUACACCUGCUGACGCAGGCCGGCAAAAAGGACGACGGACUCGAAAUCACCGUCGACGACGUUAUCGCUCAAUCGUUCAACACGUUCUUCGCGGGAUUCGACACAUCGUCGACCCUGAUGUGCUACUCUGCCUACGAACUCGCUGUCAAUCCCGAUGUGCAGGAUCGCCUGCGCCGCGAGGUCGACCAUUUCCUGAACGAAGGCGCAGGGGUUAUCACUUACGAUUCGCUCAGCGAAAUGAAAUACAUGGACGCCGUGGUGGCCGAGGUGCUCAGAAAAUAUCCACCGUUGCCCUUCACCGACAGAAUAUGUCGCAAGUCGUUCGAAUUACCACCGGCGUUACCGGGAGUCGACGCGUUCACCCUCGAACCGAAUAUGGUCGUUUAUUUCCCGAUAUACGCGCUGCACCACGACCCCAAGUACUUUCCCGAACCGGAGAAGUUCGACCCUGAGAGAUUCAGCAAAGAGAACAAGUCGAAGAUAAUCCCGUAUACUUACUUGCCCUUCGGUAUCGGUCCCAGAACCUGUUUGGGCGAUCGUUACGCGCUCAUGAAUAUAAAGAUGAUACUGGCCCACCUAAUCGCGAAGUUCGUUUUAAAACCAACGCCGAAAACAUCGAUUCCUCUGAAGUUUUCCACCAAGUCGUUAACGAUGGGUGUCGAGGGUGGGUUUUGGCUGGAGUUGAAACCCAGAGAACUCUGUUAACUCUUACCAACGAAACGAAUCUCCUUAUUAUCACGUAUCACUCGCCUACGAUUCCAGCUUCAUCCCUAUUAACCGUUCGUAUUUUUUCCUCAUCUGAUUGAAUGACACUGCGUGAGUCUGAAUAAAAUUUUUA
Athalia rosae (coleseed sawfly) is the source of this 1838-nucleotide messenger RNA. Its product is annotated as cytochrome P450 9e2-like. The record is from RefSeq and is a predicted model, not a curated record. Gene Ontology annotation, molecular function: heme binding; iron ion binding; oxidoreductase activity, acting on paired donors, with incorporation or reduction of molecular oxygen. The transcript has a single exon. Lineage: Eukaryota; Metazoa; Arthropoda; Insecta; Hymenoptera; Athaliidae. The coding region runs from base 182 to 1705 and encodes 507 amino acids.